Messenger RNA from Vicugna pacos (alpaca), 432 nucleotides. The record is from RefSeq and is a predicted model, not a curated record. NCBI's taxonomy places the organism in Eukaryota, Metazoa, Chordata, Mammalia, Artiodactyla, Camelidae.
GACGUCUCCCUAAAGGACCAAUGAACGGAGGGGUGGGCGGGUCGUAGCUGUGCCCGGCUUCCGGUUCCGGCGCGCGGCCCCCUGUGCGGCGGCUCCUGUGCUACGUGUCACUGGUGCUCAGGCCGACGGCGGGCAGGCGUCAUGGAUCAGGUGAUGCAGUUCGUGGAGCCGAGUCGGCAGUUCGUGAAGGACUCCAUUCGGCUGGUUAAAAGAUGCACGAAACCGGAUAGAAAAGAAUUCCAGAAGAUUGCCAUGGCAACAGCAAUAGGAUUUGCUAUAAUGGGAUUCAUCGGAUUUUUUGUGAAACUGAUCCAUAUUCCUAUUAAUAACAUCAUUGUUGGUGGCUGAAGACCUUUUUUGAAAAGUAUGUUUUGGGGAUUCGUGAACAAAUGAGGAUUUGAGAAGCUCACGGAGUAAAAAUUUGCCCGUAAA